AUGAACGGUAUGACAGCGCCAGCAGGCAGCCCCGUGGUGUGGCGGCCGCACGCCGCAUUACUGCGCUUACCAUUUUGUGUGGAAUAUGGUGUCCGCUCGGAGUUUUGGUUUGUUGCUUUUGUACCACUGAACGGUUCGAUUGAAGGAAAGGUCCACAAUCGUGGCGCGAAGAAGAACGAGUUCCAAAGAGCUUUUAACAUUUGCGCGCAAACUUUACGUUCAUCACUGAGUGGUUUUAGAACAUUGGACUUUAUUGUUCUCGAAAAAUGGUGCUGGAAGAUCAUAAUCUUGGAAAUUGCUUCAACCCAGCUUCGUCAAGAGCUUGGAUAA
This is a messenger RNA of Durusdinium trenchii, 330 nucleotides long. The record is from the annotation of a GenBank genome assembly. NCBI's taxonomy places the organism in Eukaryota, Dinophyceae, Suessiales, Symbiodiniaceae.